Messenger RNA from Erpetoichthys calabaricus (reedfish), 1823 nucleotides. It is a transcript of the gene cnih1, whose product is annotated as cornichon family AMPA receptor auxiliary protein 1. The record is from RefSeq and is a predicted model, not a curated record. The transcript is spliced from 6 exons. Gene Ontology annotation, biological process: vesicle-mediated transport. Lineage: Eukaryota; Metazoa; Chordata; Cladistia; Polypteriformes; Polypteridae. The coding region runs from base 78 to 560 and encodes 160 amino acids.
UCACUCCUUCAAGCCCCGCCCCUUUACCGCCUCUGCCUCCUCCUCACGGCGACUCUCUUACAGCUGGUCGGUCAAAGAUGGCGUUCACAUUUGCGGCCUUUUGUUAUAUGCUUGCUCUGCUGCUGACGGCGGCUUUGAUUUUUUUCGCAAUUUGGCACAUAAUAGCUUUUGAUGAGCUGAAGACAGACUACAAAAACCCCAUUGAUCAGUGCAAUACGUUAAAUCCAACAGUUGAAAGGGUCAAAAAGAUUAAAAGAGUCAAAAUUGCAUUAAAGCUGGUACUGCCAGAGUACCUCAUCCAUGCCUUCUUCUGUGUCAUGUUCCUGUGUGCAGCAGAGUGGCUAACCCUGGGACUUAAUAUGCCGCUACUUGCCUACCACGUCUGGAGAUAUAUGAGCAGACCCAUAAUGAGUGGCCCAGGUCUCUACGAUCCCACUACAAUCAUGAAUGCUGACAUUUUAGCCUACUGUCAAAAAGAAGGCUGGUGCAAACUGGCAUUUUAUCUGCUUUCAUUUUUCUACUAUCUUUAUGGCAUGAUCUACGUGUUGGUGAGCUCCUAAAGAUUGUCAGUAGCUCAAGGAGUAGGGAAGAGGCUGCAUGCAUUGGCAAAAUAAACUACAUUGAAACAAGAGAAGGUGCCCAGGUAAACAGACGAGAAGGAGGGAAGGUUUUGCUUAAGGAACUUGUAAGCAGAGUUGAACAAUCAGCAGAGCAUCUUCAGCAUCACUACGUUAUUCGACUGUCUUCGUCUUUAGGACCCCCUUCCCUACCCUCUUCUACUGUUCUUCCCUUUCUGGACUUAGCAGCCAAGGUGGUUCUGUAUACUGGGGUCAGAAAUCGUUUCAGAGUUUCUCUCCAUGCUUUUCAUUACAAUGUCUCUCUUUUUUCUUCUACAAUUUUUUGAAGUUGGGUUUCCUUGGAAAAACCCAUAAUUACACGUUGAUGUUUACAAAAGAGGGCUUGUGUGUUGCUUAACAUAAAAAUUGCUCUUUUUCAUAACGCCAAUCAACCAUUUUGCACGUUUUGUUUUGGAUUUUGUCAUCUUUUUCAAUAAAUUUAAUUAUCCGAGGCUAUAUUUUUCUUUUUUGUACAGGCUACGCUUUAUACUUUUCUGUUUCCUAACUCCAUCUGCGCAGAUGUGCAUCCCGUUGUACGCCUAUUUGUGGUCUUUUACUGCCCCCCCCCCAAUUAUUCCUGCAAAUUCUAAUCCAAAGCGGUUUCCCCAGUGGCGAUUUAAAUGAAUAUACUACACUCUGCAGCAGACUUUUUUGGGACAAAAACUCACACGAUAAUGUAUGAUGUGAUUGCAUUUUUGGACAUGAUGUUCUUUCUUCGAGUUAUUGAUUGCUAAGCUAAAACAAAUGGAUUAAGAGGCCUUUCGUGAAGGAGCUCAUUAGCCUGUCUGUCACAGCGCCGAUCAGACCUUGCUGGCUCGUUUUCUAAUUGUGACUUCUUAGAGUGUUUUUAUUGCCAUGCUUCCAAAAAUGUUUUUUAGCUCAAAGGAAAGUAAUUUUACUACUGCAUACUAAAGCAAUGUUCAGGUAGUGGGAAGUAAGUUUAACUUUACUUAGCUCCUUUUCUGAUGAACUUGUAUUUGGAUACAAUUUUGUAUAAGUUUAUUUAUUCCAGAGGUUUCGACUCCAUUUAAGAUCUUCCUGCUGUUCAAAUGUGGUUUAUCUUAUUAAAGGACCCUGUGAAGAAUCAUGUCACACUGCUUGCUUUAUUUAGAUAUGCUUUUUAUUAUUUAAAUAAACUGUGGAAUUCACACAAUGUGUCCUGAUAAAGUUGCUUAGAGUGCACAGUGGAAAUUAGCGUUUAUAAAA